This is a messenger RNA of Cetraspora pellucida, 1026 nucleotides long. The record is from the annotation of a GenBank genome assembly. Lineage: Eukaryota; Fungi; Glomeromycota; Glomeromycetes; Diversisporales; Gigasporaceae.
AUGCCAUCGAACCUUUCUACUACUCUAUUGGACGAUAUUGCUCGAUUAUACAUUGAUGCUGAUGAUUAUAACGUCAUUAUCACUGCUGGACAAGGUGAUGAUGCUAAAGUUUUUAGAGCGCACACUGUGAUUUUACGAUCGAGAUCUUCUUAUUUCAGAGUUGCAUUAUCGUCUAAUUGGGCCAAGAAAAUACCAUCACAGUAUAAUCACGGAUUUCACACUCAAUGUGACGCAUUAUAUUUUAAUAAACCUAAUAUUUCACCAAAGGUUUUUGAGAUUGUCUUAAAAUACAUCUACACUGGGACAUGUUCCCUCGAAGCAAAUGAUAUUCUUCUUGAUAUAUUAAUCGCCUCAGAUGAAUUUGGACUCUUUGAAUUAGUCAAUUACGUGCAGGAAUAUAUUAUUUCUGACGAAACCGGGUGGUUGCACAAGAAUUUUGUCAAAGUCUUUAAAGUUGCAUUGAGGCAUGAUGAAUUUCAUCUACUUCGAGAGCAUUGUGGAGAACUUAUCAGAUUUAAUGGCUUACAUGCGGCUCUUGUCUCUAAUUGGAUUAAUCAUGAAGAUAACGAAAUACCAACCACAAGUUCAAAUAUCCCUUAUAAAUUUAAACUUUUACUUCGUGGUAGUAGGGACGGUAGGAAUGUUGUAACUUUUCAUGAGCUUUGCGAUUUUAAAGGUGCCACAAUAGUUUUGAUUAAAGUUAUGGAAACGGGUGAACUUAUUGGCGGAUAUAACCCAAAUUCUUGGACAUCAUCAGAUAGAUAUAUUCGAACUACUGAAAGUUUCAUAUUCUCUCUUGGAAAUAAUAUGCAGGAUCCAAGCAAUUAUGUUUUGAGUAGGGUUAGGUUUGCUGAAUUUGCAAUCAGAGAUUCUUCGUCAGUUAACACAUCUAUCGGAUUUGGAAACGACUUUUGGUGGUUCGAAGGAAAAUGUAUGCAUUUUAAUUAUAACAAAAAAAUACUUGAUACGCGACAAUUUUUUUCUAUGGAAGAUUAUGAGGUAUUUCAAGUUGUCAAGAAUGAAUGA